Molecule: messenger RNA, 4711 nt
Organism: Eriocheir sinensis (Chinese mitten crab)
Lineage: Eukaryota; Metazoa; Arthropoda; Malacostraca; Decapoda; Varunidae
Gene: bma
Product: SCY1-like protein 2
Exons: 19
Coding region: 1-2463 (820 amino acids)
Biological process (GO): protein phosphorylation
Molecular function (GO): protein kinase activity; ATP binding
Source: RefSeq, a predicted model, not a curated record
AUGCACCUUUGGGAGGUGUCCGUGUUCGUGUUCGAGAAGAAGACAGCCGAGAAGCUCCACAAACCCCGUCGCCGCGAGGUAGUGACGGAGCUGCUGCGACACGGCAUACGACAGCUGGAGCGGCACCGACACCCGAGACUCCUCCAGGUGGUGGCGGGCCCCGAGGACACUCCCGAAACCCUCUCCUUCUACUCCGAGCCCAUCAUGGCCUCCCUCAGCAACAUCAUCACACCGCCCGACGAGAAGGAGAAGGAGAAGGGCACCAGCCUCUCCAAGGACUACAAGUUUCUCGAGGUGGAGAUCAAGUACGGCAUCCUUCAGCUGACGGAGGCGCUGUCAUUCUUGCACUACUCCUGCCACGUGAUUCACCGCAACGUCACCCCCGCCUCGGUCUUCGUCACCAAGCGGGGCACGUGGAAGCUGGGCGGCCUGGAGUUUACUGAGAAAGUUGGUGAGGGCGAGGGACCAGACAACAUCACAGUUCAGCCGUGGACGUCCAGAGCCCCGAAGAUGACCCAACCUGACCUCGACUACAUCAGCCCCGAGGUGCAGUCUUCGUCCACCUGCAGCGUUCUGAGUGACAUGUUCUCCCUGGGCAUGUGCAUCUGUGCCAUCUACAACUCGGGACGGUCACUCAUCGAAGCCAGCCACUCCAGCUCCGUGUACCAGAAGCAACUUGAGGUGGUGGGCGAGCAAGUGAACAACGUGCUGCCCAAAGUGCCGCUGGGUCUGCAGGAGGCUGUCGUUCGUCUGGUGAGCCGCGAUCCCCGCCAGCGACCCACCUCACAGCUCGUGGCGCUCAUCAAGUACUUCAGUGACCCGGUGGUCCACGCGUUGCAGUUCCUCGACGUCAUCAACAUGAAGGACCCGACGCAGAAAACUCACUUCUACCGCACAACGCUGAUGGAGACGAUGCCGGUCAUCCCUAAGAAGCUGUGGUUCCUGCACGUGUGGCCGUCGCUGCAGCAGGAGAUGCGGACGCAGGAGGUGCUGGCGGCCGUACUCCAGCCCAUCCUGCAGCUCAUCUCCGACGUCACCACCGACGAGUACGAGAACAUCAUCUUGCCGCAUUUCAGAGUGGUGUUCAACCUUCCCAAGAGCAUCCAGGCCUCUGUGACGCUGCUCGAGAACAUCCACGUCAUCCUCGAGAAAACCCCGAGCGAGGACGUCUCCACCGACAUCCUACCUAUCAUAUACUCUGGCCUCGAGUCCUCCACCGUCCAGGUCCAGGUGGCGGCGGUGGUGGCGGCAACCAACGCCUCGGAGUACAUGGACGCCGACGCCAUCAAAAAGACAGUACUGCCGCGGACGAAGGCGAUCUACGAGAAGUCCCCGACCGACGUGUCCCUCUGCCUGACGGUGCUGGGCUGCAUCGAGAAGAUUCUGGACAAGCUGGAGCGGUCGGCGAUCAUCGACGACGUGCUGCCGAUCCUCGCCGACGUGAAGCUGCAAGACGCCGAUGUCACUGUCAAGGUUGUAAACAUCUACAGGCUCAUGCUGGGCGUCAAGAAGUUUGGUUUGAGCGUCAACCUUCUGGCCACGCGCAUCCUGCCCUCGCUGCUGCCACUCACCGUCAGCCCGUCUCUCAACCUCAUCCAGUUCAGCUUCCUCCUGCAGACCAUCCACGAAAUGCUCGACCACAUAGACAAGCAACAACGCAACAAACUCAAGCUCGACAACCUGAGCCUGGCCAGCAGCCCGGGGGAGAAGCGGCUGCUCCGCCAUCAGCUCAGCUCCGACAACAUGUCCCUCUCACCCUUCUCACCCGUGCCCAACGUGCGCAUCCAAGACACCCGCAUGUCAUCCAGCGCCGAGGAUUUUCUCUCUCGCCGGGGGUCGUCAGGUAUUGGCUUCUUGGGAUACUCAUUCUCAGGACCCUCGUCUCCAGACUCAAACCUCCUAAGAGUACAGUCAGCCACUAUCGGGCGGCGACUCUCAGACAACGAGCUCAUGAUGCCACCAAAGAUCAGGGUAGCACUCUCCUCUGCCUCCUCCCCGGGCGAGACCUCCACUGGCUCGCUGCCUAUCCGACGGCACUCCAGCAUUGGGCCCGAGAGACGGGGGUCUACCUGCACCAAUCUCUCGCCCCCUACUCCGACACGCCCACGCCGCUCCCUGGACCUGCAUUACUCCCAGGCGCUGUCCCGUACCUUGACAAAGUCGCAGUCUUUUUUAAAGAACUCCUCCAUCGCCAACGCCAGCAAAAGUGUUCCCAUGCUGCUCACGCCCUCGCCCGUGUCUAACCUUGGCUCAAGAAGACAGUCCACAUGCUCCAUCACGUCGCUUAGUGGCUUGGACUCGCGCCGAUCCUCCACAGCCUCCAUCGGCAACCCUCUCGGCUCCUCCUACAAGUCCCACCGCCGCCCGUCAGCCCUUAUCUCCAAUUCCUCAAGCGGUAACCUCCUGCAGCAGUUGUCGGCCGGCGUGGUGAGUACAUACCAGCUGUUCUCCAGUAAAUCAUAAGCAAGAUCUGAUCCAUCAGAAGAAAACAUGUCAACGAUUCAUCGUGCGUGUGUGGAAUGCAUCAAGGUGACCCCAGCACACAGUCAGACCAAACGUCUGCCCUGCAAUAAAGCAAGUGAACCCAAACUACAGCGGAUGGAGACUGUGGGAGGGAUAUAGUGAGUCAACACCCAAAAGACUGGUCAGUCAUUGCAAUGAGUAAGACAAGACCAUUUUCAGAUUGUGUUGCUGGAGGAGAAAAUACAUUCAUAUACUGUGAUUGCUAUGUACAUUGCUAAAGCUCAAGUUGACUACUGUUGUCAAGGCAGCAGGAAGCGGGCAGAGGAGGAGACUGGUGUUUUGUAUGCUAGGUUAAGACGUUCAGACUGUUGAGGUGAGAUGCCUGUCUAGGGUGGUGAGAGAGUGGGAACAGGGAAUAGAGGGGUAUAUAUUGUUGUCAUUGGUAGUAGUGGCUGUGGUCAUGGUAUUAGUCACUGAUGGUUACAGUGGUGGCUAGUCUAGUGGAUCAUCGCAAUGGCUGUGCUUGUGUUGGCAGUUGGCCAUCUCAUACACACUGUGUGGAGUUCAGGUGUGGGCCGCAGCAGGGUGAAGGUGCGGCCCUCACCCUGCUGCGGCCACUCGGGCAGUGGAGCACCCCACUCAGCAACACACCACCUAGUAUGUCUUCAAAACACUUCUCAACACCUGCACUCUCUUCACACAGAAAAUGCAAGCAACUUUGUGUAGAUUAUCAGCCAUUCAAUCAGUUAUUGUGUUUUAAUAAAUUGGCAUAACAAAGUGGGCACAUAAUGGCAACUUUAUUCAUGGCAGGAAAUGCAGACAGCAGCUGCUCAGUUCAGUCUGCUACUGCACUAUUAUUAAAACUUGAAAACAUUGUGUUCAUUCACAUAAUGGCCAUGGAUAUCCCGUCAGUCUUAUGUUUCAUAGGCUAUCCAUUCUAAUUAAUCCAACCUUAACCACUGAACUACCUCCUGGACCUUGGCCUCAUAAGGAAGUGGUUCUAAUGUUUUCCAAUGCUAAAAUGCAUUUUUCAUUAUGCUUCCUAACUACUUUUUGAUAUGGACUCAGACUCAGUACUAAAAGGAGAAUAUGAUGAUUUAAAAGUUAAAAGUCUGCAUUUUUCCCUUGAUAUUCUGCACAUUUCAUAGUUGAAUUAGUCAAAGGUCCUUGAAUACUGACUGCCGACCCUGAGCCUCUCAAGGCCGGGCGUUGUCAUGAACACCUUCCUGCCGGGGAGGUUUUACCAACACGGUGAGCACCGUUUCAUGGGACAAAAUGUCCCAGAAGACAUAAAGAGUAGUGUAUUCUGGUAUUGAAAUUGGCAUUUUCAGCAGAAAGAUAACUGGGAACUGAUAUAUCCACAGCCAUAAAAGUCAAAGCAAUGUAAGGAAGGUCUGUGAAGGUAGUUGUAUUUUAUUUAAAGUCUUGGGUGAUAUUCUUCUCUGGCUUCCAUAAUAACAACUAGUCUUUUCUUAGACACUUAAGUAUAUCACUUACUCUGUUUGUGAGACUUGAAUGCACAUUUAAUCACAUACUAUUAUAAUAAGGUUAAAUUCAUAUUACUGACAACUUCCACACCUCCCAGCUGUCCUUAUGUUAGUGAACACUAUAGAACAGUUUGAGGAAGCUUUUUGUUGGUGAAACACAGCCUUUGAUCAUCCAGUGUUUAUGUUUCCUGUGCGUUUAGCCCCAUUGACAUAUCUUCACCUGUCAUUAAGUCCAAAUGCUAUGGUUAUAUGUCGUCAUCAUGAUGAAGCACAAUGCAGUACUGUUAUGACAGUUUUGUGUAUUAAUGGUGAUCACAGGGGCAUAGGAUAUAUAUAUUUUUGAUUAGUAAUAACAUUUCAGUGAUAAGUCCAGCAUUGACUGAUGAUGCAUCUUAUGAGAAUGGGCUUUUAGGUUAUACUUCCAUGGUUGUGAAGUAGCCGUAUACAGGGUCCUCAUAAGAGCUACUGCAGGCUGUCUCCAGGAUGCAUGUAACUGUGCAGGUCAAGAUAUUGCCUGGUUAAUGCAUGCAUGAGGUCUGGGCUAUACUCUUUAUAGUGCAGCCAUUACAGUAUGCCAUGACUCUCACUACACCACUACCUCCUGUGAUGCUGGCUGGAUCUCUGUUCAACUUUUAGUCUCAGGUGGGACACAGGAAUAGGUAUUGCUUCCUAUUUUUCUAUACAUUUCUUCAAUGACUCCUUCUAUACUGUAGCUGACUCAUAAGCUAAGAAAGUUCUUGCCAAUGAACCUUCACUUGUUU